Brassica oleracea var. oleracea is the source of this 805-nucleotide messenger RNA. Its product is annotated as protein yippee-like At3g11230. Bases 170 to 559 code for a protein of 129 amino acids. The record is from RefSeq and is a predicted model, not a curated record. Gene Ontology annotation, cellular component: ubiquitin ligase complex. The transcript has 5 exons. Lineage: Eukaryota; Viridiplantae; Streptophyta; Magnoliopsida; Brassicales; Brassicaceae.
AUAGUUUGAUAAAACGGCCUUGGUCCGUAAUUAAAUGACCUCUCCCAUUAGGCCAUUAUACAUUUAUACCAAAGACAGACUCGUUGAUCUCUUCUAUAAAGAUCGGUUCCUAAUCUCCCACUACUAGAUUUUGAUCGGUUUCUGGAAUAAGAAGAAGAGGAAAGAAAGGAUGGGGAGAUUGUUCUUGGUGAAUUUGGAAGGCAAGUCUUACAGUUGUAGGCACUGUAAGACUAGUAUCGCUCUCUGCGAUGAUGUCGUCUCCAAGUCUUUUCAAUCACGCCAUGGGAAAGCUUACCUCUUCAGUAAGGUAGCGAAUGUGUAUGCUGGGAAGAAGGAAGAUAGGAUGAUGAUGACGGGUAUGCACACCGUUGUCGAUAUUUACUGCGUCAAAUGCGGCUCUUAUGUUGGAUGGAGAUAUGAGUUUGCUUUUGAGAAGAACCAAAAGUACAAGGAAGGCAAAUCUGUUCUCGAAAGGUACAAGGUCUGCGGUCCGGAUGGGAACAAUUACUGGGUGGCGGCUCAAGAAGUUGAAGCCGGAGAAAGUGAUACUGAUGAAUGAAUGAAUGAAUGAAUGAAUGAAUGAAUGAAUGAAUGAAUGAAUGAAUGAUAUGCUUCUUCAUCUCAAUAAUUCACCAUAUCUGAUUUGUACAUUCUCCUCUCCUCUUAUCAUUCUUUUUUCAAUGUCUUCUUCUCUGUUCUCAUUUUGUGAACCAUCCAGCUUCCAUUAGGACUCCUUCGGAGAUCAACUGUUUGUGUUGCAACUACUUGUGGAACACAUGCAAUUAUAAUUUAUCUCAUUAUCUUA